UCAUGUCAGCUGUUUAGUCGCAUAGAAGCGUGGCGACUGGCAUUCUGGUCAGCUGUUCUGUGUUUUGAUCCGUGCGUCCGCUGCGCUCACGUUGUACGUGCGUUGAUCGCCGCCGCCGCCGUCGUCGUCGUCGUAAGUUAGUGAUUGCGUUUUUGUCGGCCGGAUCGAGGCAGGCAGAGGUAGUCGUGCGGGAUUAUGUCAGAGGCGGACGCGGCUACGUCGAGCAGCGAGGCCGUAAUGGCCGAGCCCGUGACCGAGUCGACCGAUGUCGACGUGAAGCGCGACUCCGGCAGCGAUUUCGCCGAGCCGGACAACAAGCGGCGCAAGAUCUCCACCGCGGAGAAGGGUCUCGCCGACAAGCGGCACAAGCUGGAGGAGCGUCUCGGUGGGAUUCUCUGCUGCGCAGUUUGUCUUGAUCUGCCACGCGCGGCCGUCUAUCAGUGUCUCAAUGGGCAUUUGAUGUGCGCUGGUUGUUUCACGCACCUGCUGGCGGACGCGCGCCUCCGCGACGAGACCGCCACCUGCCCGAAUUGCCGCGUGGAGAUCUCGAAGACGUCGGCGACGAGGAAUCUCGCCGUGGAGAAUGCCGUCUCGGAGCUGCCCUCCGAGUGCCAGUACUGCAACAAGCAGUUUCCGAGGAACUCGCUGGACCGACACGAGGAUACACAGUGCGAAGAAAGAUUGGCGGUGUGCAGAUUCAGUCGCAUUGGGUGUCCAUGGCGUGGGCCGCUGCAUGAGAGUCGUCAGCAUGAGAAGGAGUGUGUGCAUCCGAACAAAAAUGGCGCCGAGGUGAUGGAGGCUCUGCAGAUCAUGGAUCAGAAACUGGCGGAUGAGCGCGUUUUAUAUGAGAGCAUCUUUGAUUUACUCACAUAUGAGAAAAUCACUUUUAAUGAUUUACAAUUGAAACCGUAUCGCACCGAUGAGUUUGUGCACCGAUUGUUUUACGAAACGUCGCGUUUUUCGGCGUUCAAUAAUCAGUGGGUUGUGAAGGCACGCAUCAACAACAGCCAGAAGGAUCCCACGCAGAGUUCCGAACGUGAUAUGACAUACCAGCUUAUAAUGAAGACAAAAGCAACGACAACGCUGAGCAUUUAUUAUAUAGUGCUUAAAGGACCUUUUGGUGAUAUGAAAAUAAAUCCGCGCAUCUACAAGCAUGAUUUCACCGAGUUGGAGAAUGAAGGGCCCUAUAUGCCUUUGUCGCUCCCCGACACCGGUGAAUGCAAUCGCCUUUUGGCAGCGAAAACAAUAAACUUUAGAUUGAUCAUGUUCUUGUCAUCGAAGUAAACGUCGCAUCUUUCUCAAACCAAAGUGGAUUGUUUGCAACUGUUGGUGACCAAAUAACAGGUUGAUUGGUGUGCGCGAAAAUCGGGGAAUAAUCAUCUAUAGAAUUCAUUAUUUUAUAUUUAUAGACUACGAGAGUGUCAUAUUCAUUUCUUUCAUAUUGGGAUUUCUACCGAAUAGAAUUUAUUUUUUAAUUUUUGAUCAUUUUUAGCAUUAGCUUUUGACUUUUUCGUUUUUUUUUAUAUUUUGAUUAAUUGGCCAUUUUAAAUCUCAAUUUGGAAUUAAUUACGUGUUUGUUGUGAAUGUCUAAAAGCAGCGAUUAAGUAAUAAUGGUAUUUGUGUUGGUUUUUAGAUAAUACGCGUACUCUCAUGCCACAACCGAUCUCGAAAUAGUUUGUUUGCCGGAUAAAUAGUUUGCAAUAUUUAUUAUUUUCACCGCUCCGAAAUUUUGAUUUGUGUUAGGCGUACAAUUUAAUUCGAAUUAACUGUACCUUUAGCUGAUAACGAACAGAUUAAGUACUACUAAAUAUGCAAGAGAUAUUUACAUAUAAAUAUUAUAUUGAUAAAAAUAUAUAUUAUAUAAAUUAAAAAUUAAUCAGAUUAAAUUAUAGAUACUAAUUAAGCAAAGAGGUAUAUUGAUAAAUAUUAUGCUCGCCGCCGUGGAGGCGCAGCGACAACAAAACAAACUGGAAACGAGUACAAGUUUCAGCAAGUUGUUACCACUUUAACUUGUGUAUUGUGUAUAAAGAAGUAAUUUCUCUUUGUUAGCAACUUCACGAUUUACAAACUAUUAUUAUGCUAAUGAAUCUUGAAUUUAAUUAUAAUACACUUUUAAAAUUGA
Molecule: messenger RNA, 2122 nt
Organism: Dalotia coriaria
Lineage: Eukaryota; Metazoa; Arthropoda; Insecta; Coleoptera; Staphylinidae
Product: zinc finger TRAF-type-containing protein 1 homolog
Exons: 6
Coding region: 196-1284 (362 amino acids)
Cellular component (GO): nucleus
Molecular function (GO): zinc ion binding
Source: RefSeq, a predicted model, not a curated record